GACACGGGGGUGGUGGGUGGCAGUGAUGGGUGAAUAGGGGGGUGCGGUUAAAGGACUACCCAGUGGCAGCCAGUCAGGUGCUCUUGGUCCACACUUUGACUGUGACUUUGACAUGCAAACACCAGGCGGAGACUUUAACAAUCAAGUUGGUCGUAGUUAUUUAGCAGACAUGGUGGACACUCAGCAGCUCCUAGCCUGGCCGGUGGGUUUCAGUCUGAGCGCCGCCGAUCUGCCCGAGCUGGACGACAGCUCUCACUCGCUGGAGAUGAAGCACCUGACCACGUUGGAUUUUGCCUCCAUCUCGUCUUCGUCCUCCUCCCUGUCGCCUUCGAUCAUGUCCUCCAUGUCAUCCGUCGGCAUGGCCUAUGACACCAGUCCGCCGCAGGGUGACGAACACCUCACUAAUCUGGACUACACCAGUAUGCACAGCUACAGGACUCACGCAGACCUACACAAUUCCAUCAAACUUGAGCCAGAAUCGCCUCCGCAAAACACUGACAGUCCGGUCUUCUCCAAGCUCCAGGACGAUGCGUCGACAACUGCGCUCAACAUCGAAUGUCGCGUGUGUGGAGAUAAAGCCUCCGGCUUUCACUAUGGCGUCCACGCCUGUGAGGGAUGUAAGGGUUUUUUCAGGCGCACCAUCAGGUUAAAGCUGGUGUACGAUCACUGCGACCUCCACUGUCGCAUUCACAAGAAGUCCCGCAACAAAUGUCAGUACUGUCGCUUUCAGAAGUGCCUGAACGUUGGCAUGUCACACAAUGCUAUUCGUUUUGGCCGGAUGCCCCAGGCAGAGAAGGAGAAACUGCUCGCGGAGUUCUCGUCAGACAUGGAGCACAUUCACCCGGAGGCGGCUGAUCUGAGGGCCUUGGCCAAACAUUUGUACGAAGCCUAUCUCAAGUACUUCCCCCUUACCAAAGCCAAGGCCAGGGCCAUCCUCUCAGGCAAGACAGGAGACAAUGUGCCUUUUGUCAUCCAUGACAUGAAGUCUCUAAUGGAGGGAGAGCAGUUUAUCAACUGCAGGCAGAUGCCCAUUCAAGAGCACCAGCAGCAGACGCCUGACCCUUCCGCCACACAUGGAGGUGCUCUUCUGGGGUCGGAGUUCAGCUUUUUGGGAAUGACGAGUGUCACAGACCAUGGAACGACCAACGCCGUCGAGCUGCGUUUCUUCCACAGCUGCCAGUCCCGCUCAGCUGAGGCUGUGAGGGAAGUGACAGAGUUUGCCAAAAGCAUCCCGGGGUUCGUCGACCUAGAUCUCAAUGAUCAAGUGACGUUGCUCAAGUACGGUGUGAUAGAGGUUCUCAUUAUCAUGAUGGCGCCCCUUAUGAACAAAGACGGCACCCUGAUCUCUUAUGGCCAAAUAUUCAUGACGCGCGAGUUCCUCAAGAGUCUUCGGAAGCCCUUUUGCCACCUGCUGGAGCCCAAGUUUGAGUUCUCCGUCAAGUUCAACACGUUAGAGCUGGACGACAGCGACAUGGCGCUAUUCCUGGCCGUCAUUAUUCUCAGCGGAGACCGCCCGGGCCUGUUGAACGUCAAGCCCAUCGAGCAGCUCCAGGAGACGGUGCUGCACUCGCUGGAACUGCAGCUCAAAGUCAGCCACCCGGACUCCCUGCAGCUGUUUGCCAAACUACUCCAGAAGAACCGACCUGCGACAGAUCGUCACCGAUCACGUGCACCUCAUCCAGCUGCUCAAAAAGACCGAGGUGGAUAUGUUGCUGCACCCGCUGCUGCAAGAGAUCAUGAAGGACUUGUAUUAGAAAUGAGACCACAGCGGAUAGGCGAGGAGGUUGCAACAAGUGGCAAUUGAGAAAGAGACGUGGAGGAAUGGGAAGGACUGUUCACGCCUCGUCUAGACUAUGUACCGUCAUCCCUCCCAUGGUUCCGGCUUGCAAAACCACAGCGUGCAGUUCGGAUUCUGACCCGAGAGAGUUCUGAUUGACAUGUUGGGCAGACUUGCGCCUGCAAGGGCAAAUGUAACUGUGAACGCCACACAACGUGUUUGUUUGUGUGCGGCUUAUCUACGUGCUUUCACACAGACACGCAAAGCAUGAGAAUGUCCAGGAUGUUCAGCGAUGUCACAGGAUCAAAUACAUAACUCACCUGUUCCCAUUCCCACCAAGGCAAUCUGAAAGGUGCCAUCUUGUCAGCUUCAUCUAAACAACGAGACAAUCAGAUUGGUUGCUGUCGCAUAUUUUCUGUGUCGGCUGUCAAGGAACAAUCAAGAUGAACUUGGCACUAUUGUGCCUUUGCGCUGUACAAUAAGUACUAAGUAUUAAGUAUUAAGCACAGAGUACAGUGGAACCUUCAUGGUUGCUCUCAUUUCAAAACCAUCAUUUUAUAGUGAAAAAAACUCAGCCUGUCUCUAAAAAUCUGUUUUAUAUUAUGAAAUAUGUUUAUAAUGACCUCUAUAAUCACACUCUACAGUAUUGUACUAUAUAAAAGCAUACAGUAGUAACAUCAUCAAAUUGAAUGCGUUAAACAGUAUUUACAUCCCAAUUUCAUACUUGGCCACCAGGGGCAAGAAAAUACAUACAGUGGUGCUUUGCGAUACAAGUGACUCAACUCACAAAUUUUUCACACGGCGACACGCAAGGUUGGCAUGCGCCGAACAUUUUUCAGAAGAUGCAUCCGAGAUUAGAGGGGCUGGCGCAGUGAUUUCAAAGUGCUAACUAACAGUAAUCGACCAGCCAGUGGGGAAAGCUGCCCUGUUACUUUCUGGGCGGAUGAUCCAUAAGCUCUUCCAAAUUUGGGCAAGAUUGCGCCAGGUGUUGUUGUCUGCGCAUUCUGCCUCGUGGCAAACUCCAAGAAAACUAAGUGCAAUGUGAAAUGGCCUUUUAGGUUGAACUGGAGUCCCAUGAGUUUUGCACAAGAUGACCGCUUGAACUCUUUUUUUGACAUUUGGGGUGUCAACUUUGGAGGUUCCACUGUACAUUUGUAUAAAACAGAUUGUGAGUACUUCCAAUUGGUUAUUAUCUUUGUAUGGAUGCAGUUGUUUGUUCUAAUUAUUUUGACUCACUUGUCAAUACAGCAGUGCCUUAUCAAUCGAUCGUUGUGAUGUUUUCUUGAAAAUAGAAACAGAUAAAGGGAUCUGAUUGGUCGCUGUAAAUAAAUCAAGAUAUUUUCUAA
Messenger RNA from Hippocampus zosterae (dwarf seahorse), 3123 nucleotides. It is a transcript of the gene pparg, whose product is annotated as peroxisome proliferator-activated receptor gamma. Gene Ontology annotation, biological process: positive regulation of transcription by RNA polymerase II; hormone-mediated signaling pathway; cell differentiation. Gene Ontology annotation, cellular component: nucleus. The record is from RefSeq and is a predicted model, not a curated record. Gene Ontology annotation, molecular function: zinc ion binding; nuclear receptor activity; RNA polymerase II cis-regulatory region sequence-specific DNA binding. Lineage: Eukaryota; Metazoa; Chordata; Actinopteri; Syngnathiformes; Syngnathidae.